Molecule: messenger RNA, 900 nt
Organism: Exophiala oligosperma
Lineage: Eukaryota; Fungi; Ascomycota; Eurotiomycetes; Chaetothyriales; Herpotrichiellaceae
Exons: 1
Coding region: 1-900 (299 amino acids)
Source: RefSeq, a predicted model, not a curated record
AUGGAACCUCCCAUCAACUGGAAGCCUGCUCUCUGCCAAGUGGAGUCGGCCGGCGUAUGGUCACCCUACCCCCGUGAUGGUUUUCCAGCAGUUACCCAUCCCAGUUGCUAUCUGCAUCACCUGAGCGGUUUGUACGAAAUCUGCUACCACAUUAGUCAGUGUGUUUUCGUCAACGACAAUGCGAAUAUCAACCCCGUCGCGCGUGACAGUCUGGAAGAGCUUCAUCAUGACUUAACGUUUUGGUACAAAACUCUUUCAGACUGUGUCCAAGUUACGGGAGUCAAAACACCCCAUAUUUUGAGUGUAUAUGCCCAGUAUAAUUGGGCUGUGUUGGUAUUAUCAGAACUGACAUUGACUCUGCAGGCUGAGGAUGAAGACGACACAACUCUCGGUCUUCUCGUCCCCGUUGUACGAGCCCAAAACAGGACUUCAGCCCUGGCCAUAGCCGACCUUGUCCAUCUUCAGUCCGUGAACUGGGGCGUCGACCAUAUCCCUAUUAGCUUUCUCCAGCCAGUCAACGCGGCCUUGUCUGUCGUCGUCAACGAUAUCGAUGGCGAUCAGUGCAAAUCGUCCUUUGUGAAACUGGCUGUAGCUUUGCACGGUCUGUCUCGCCGUUCGGUUUCCGCAGAGAGCAUGUUGCGUGUUCUACAUCUCAGACUACGUCAACUGCAGUUCAUGUCGUCGAACGGUGUUGAGAAGAUGUUUAAAGACGUCGAUGUCCAGUUUGAAGGCAGUGUUUCUUCACCUGCUGUUGGCGUGGCGGCCGCAAACGAAGCUGCAACAGGAUUUGGUGACGGCCCGAUGGCGGAAUCUUAUGAGACAUUGGUGGAAAAAUGGAGCCAGUUUCAUACUAGAACUCCCUCUUCUUCAGGAUCAUCGUCCAGCUGGCAGGACGACUAA